Molecule: messenger RNA, 483 nt
Organism: Drosophila serrata
Lineage: Eukaryota; Metazoa; Arthropoda; Insecta; Diptera; Drosophilidae
Source: RefSeq, a predicted model, not a curated record
AUGGCUACCGAGGUUUCCUCAAAAUUUGAAUUUACCAAUGUCAAGUGCACGACUUUGGAUGCGAAAUUCAAUGACUUUGAAUAUUGCUAUUUAAAAUCGAUUAAUCGAACCUACAAAUAUGUAUCUAUUAAAGCGAAUUUGUAUAAAACGCCAAUAACCAAAUUUAUUGGAGUACUUUUCAAGCGAUUUAAUGGCUACAGACCGUUUAUGUACAAUGUGUCUUUGGAUGCUUGCAGGUUAAGGAAUAAGGACUCCAAUCCGAUGGCAAAAUUCUUCUUUGAGUUCUUGCAAUUCUACUCAAAUAUAAAUCAUACCUGUCCCUUUGAUCAUCCCCUGAUUAUAGAUAAACUACCAUCAAGUUUUGUGAACCAUCAAUUUACAAAGGAUAUACCUUUCCCGGAGGGAGAUUAUCUUCUUGAAACACAUUGGAUUGCCUAUGAUGUUAAACGUGCGAUUGUUAAAUUUUAUGGCACCCUUUCGUAA